AGGUUGUUGACUAUACGACGUCCGCUGGUGCGGUGGCUGCUCGGCGCCCGCGCAACUUAAUCCGCAAACUCCGCAAUAUUCCGCAUUCGCUCGCGAACGCCUCUACGUGUACCAACUGUUUCUAAUCAGUCCAACCGAUAUGACCGUGCUAUAAAGUGACCACACUGUAAUUAAAAAAUAUUGUGAUAGACUUAUUUAUAAAACAAUUGUUGAGUAAUAAAAAUGGCAGUGAUUAUAUUAAAAUUUUUGGACAUAGUCCCAGUGCGGUUCAACCUGUGGGUGAUGCUGCUCACCAGUUGCUGGGUGGUCUACAUGCUCCGAGUCAAUAUGAGUCUAAACCUUAUCGCCAUGGUGCCACAAGCCAACAAUAAUUCCACAUCGGGGUCACAGUGCGGCUCCGCGGACGACCCCGUAAGAAACGAGAGUCUGCGGCAUGUGGACAUUACUGACGUCAGAGAAGCGCCCCGACAGGUGCCGGGAGGUGCGUCGUUCGACUGGUCGCCGGAUCAGCAGGCGAUGGUGCUCGGCGCGUACUUCUGGUGCUAUCCCGUGACGUCACUGCUGGGGGGCAUGGCGGCGGAGCGCUGGGGGCCGCGAUACGUGGUCCUCCUGUCCUCCCUGGCCAGUGCAGUGCUCACUAUGCUCAGUCCGCCCGCUGCAAACCUGCACUAUAUCGCACUAGUCAUCACAAGGUUCCUACUUGGAUUCGCUGGGGGCUUCAUAUAUCCAUCACUUCACGUGCUAGUGGCGCGUUGGGCCCCUCCAGCUGAAAAAGGAAAAUUUGUGAGCGCAAUGAUGGGUGGAACACUGGGUACUGUUGUCACGUGGUCGCUAACAGGACCGCUCAUGGAGAAAUUCGGCUGGGCAUCAGCCUUCUAUGUGCCAGGAAUCCUGACACUAGUUUGGUGUGUCUUCUGGUGGUAUCUCGUCGCAGAUACUCCUCAGGAACAUCCAAGAAUUAAAGAAGCAGAAAAGAAAUACAUUUUAGACGCACUUGGCGACAAGGUCCAGAAAUCAAAGGGUCUACCGCCGUUCAGAGACAUAGUUACGUCAUUCCCCUUCCUUGCCAUGGUGAUCCUGCACUACGGUAACUUGUGGGGACUAUACUUUAUCAUGACAGUCGGGCCGAAGUUCGUCUCUACCGUGUUGGGAUUUGAGUUGUCCGCUGCUGGGGUUAUAUCAGCGUUGCCAUAUCUGGCAAGAAUGUUCUUAGCCACAGUAUUCGGCUUCAUUGGCGAUUGCAUAAUGUCCAGGAAAAUGAUGUCAACUACAACGAUAAGAAAAUUCUUCUGUUUGUUCUCACAUAUUCUUCCUGGUGUUCUACUAGUGCUUCUAGUGUACGCAGGUUGUUCAACGGCGCUGUCAGUCACGCUAAUAACACUGUCGAUGGGCUUCAAUGGUGCUGCUACUCUCACCAAUCUUCAGAACCACCAAGACCUGGCACCGAACUACGCAGGAACAUUAUACGGCAUCGCCAACUUCGUAGGAAGUACAGCUGGAUUCUUUACACCAAUGAUUACUGCGUACUUUACUCGAAAUGGGAAUAGUUUCGAGCAAUGGCGGCCCGUUUUCUUCGUGGGAGCGUCAGUAUACAUAGUUUCUGCAAUAUUUUUCAUAUGUUUUGGAACCGCCAAUAUCCAACCGUGGAAUUUCCCUAAGGAGGAUAAGGUUGAGGGCAAAGGAGACUCUGCUAAGAACGGCACCCUGAAAGAUAUGAGCGAAGCCCCAGCCAAGAAUGGUGAUGUGAAGGAAGUAAAAGAAACUACACUCAAUGUCGCUUAAGAUGACAAACUUUACACUAAUGUUACUGUUCAAUAUUUAUGCUUGACGGCAUAACUUGUAAGAAGUAUUAAGUAUGAAGCUGUUUAUAUUUCAUAGAACUAUUCUCACAUAAGAGAAGAGAAGAAAAGUAUUGGAUUCAGAGAAUACAUAAGUACUUAUAGUUAGGGCUUUGUUUCAGUUCCAUUGUGUCAUCUACGUGGUUUUACAAACACUAAUUAACAAGAGUAUUGACGAUUACUCGUGUAAACGUUAUGCAUUUAAUUUAUUUUGUAUUAUUUGUACUUGUACCGAACUAUUUAUAGAUAGUAAUAAAUAUAUUUAGCAACGUAAAGAAAGUACUGGAAAAUAUACUAUUAUUCUGUUAGGACAUUUGAAAAUCUAAAUUUAUGAAUACUUAGAUACCGUCCAAGUUUAUCAUCGCUGUGAUUUAUUACCAAAUCUAAUUAGAUUUAGAUAAUGUUAUACGUAGCAUGUAGCGUAAAUGACAUUGAAGAAGUUAUACUAAUGGACUGUGCCUCUGAUUCAAAAACCAGCCUCUCAUAAAAAUAAUAUAGUAAAUAUACAGGGUCUUCUAAUAUUUAUAUUUGCACAUACGUGAUAUUAAUAGGUUUAUUUUUAUAUAUAUUUUCGAAUUUAUUGAAAUAGGUAGUAUAAUAUAGUAAAAGUGCACAAUGCGUUCAUAAUAGACACUCGAUUGACCAAUUAAUAUUAUGAAAUGUAUAGAGAAGUUGCAAUAUUUUAUGUAAGUAAAUAGAUACUUAUGAAAGUCAAUUUCAAUUAGAACCUUUGCCAGAACACAUGCCUCAAAUAUAUUAGAAGUUCUCGAGCUAUAUAACCCUACUAGGACAGGUAGAGACAUUGUGUUUUAUAGUUAUAGUAGAGACAGGAACAAUGUGCGGUCCUACAUACUUACAUUACAACAACAAAAUACAACAAACAAGUAUUUUGGCAUGGAACUUGCGUAGAUACCAACACUAGAAUGAUAUCACAAGAGAAAAUAUAGGCGUUAUACAUAACGCUAAUAAGUUUCCAGAGUUAGGGCGAAUUUAAGUUAUUAUUUUAAUGUAUGAUUAAUGUUUAAUUAUGAUGAAUCUGAAAUGUAAUAUUGGUUAC
Molecule: messenger RNA, 2895 nt
Organism: Pectinophora gossypiella (pink bollworm)
Lineage: Eukaryota; Metazoa; Arthropoda; Insecta; Lepidoptera; Gelechiidae
Product: sialin-like
Exons: 7
Coding region: 223-1782 (519 amino acids)
Biological process (GO): transmembrane transport; monoatomic anion transport
Cellular component (GO): plasma membrane
Molecular function (GO): transmembrane transporter activity
Source: RefSeq, a predicted model, not a curated record